Trichomonas vaginalis G3 is the source of this 567-nucleotide messenger RNA. RefSeq lists its product as uncharacterized. The record is from RefSeq and is a predicted model, not a curated record. Bases 1 to 567 code for a protein of 188 amino acids. NCBI's taxonomy places the organism in Eukaryota, Parabasalia, Trichomonadida, Trichomonadidae. The transcript has a single exon.
AUGAAUGUUUCUCCAUCGAAACGCGCUAAAGGUACAAUUCAAGUGUCAUUCAUUAUUAAAAAUGUUCGCGGUGAUCACCUUGGCUCUCAAUGUGUAAUUGCGAGUGUUAACGAUAAAUCUUUUGUAUUAAAACCUCGAACUAUUAAAGGAGAUACUAGAUAUUAUGAAGCAGGCCAUACCUGCUUCAUCAAUGUUGAUGAUGAUGAAAUCAGAUUUGGCGUUGCAAUUGUUACUCCAAAUAACGAUAAGUUUUUCUUCCAUACUUUCGCAUAUACAGACUUUUAUCCAUCGAAAUACCCAACUUGCCAAAAACUCAAGAUGAAUACGCCCGCAAAUCUAUACGAAAUUUCAGCUCAAUUAUUUACGAUGCCGUAUACACGAGGAACUGGAAGCCCAACAUCAAAUCUUAAUAUGACAGCCCAUACAAUGACUCCAGGGCGUUCUAACCAAGCAAAUGAGAGUCCUAGAGAUAAUUUAGCUCAAACAAUGCCUGUUAGAGCCCCAUCUAAACUAAGUCAGACUAGCACACCUCGAAAUCGUAGUAGAUAUCAAAUGUCUCCAAAAUAA